ACUAUUUAUGAAAUAUAAACAUUGACUUAGGUAAUAGGUGAUGAUGAGGCUGAAAUGGGCAUAUACUAAUUAAGAUGCUCUUAUAAUAUAUAUACAAUACAUAUAUAUAUAGCACUUCAAUGCCAUUCUUCUUUAGACAAUCUCAUAUAUAGUCCUCAAUACUUCUCCAUAUUCAGAACUCAAAGUUAUAUUAUUUGAAAACUAUUGAGGAAAGCUUGAGACUUAGCCAUGGCAGGGGAACAAAUGGGAGUGCUUAAUGCACUCGAUGUGGCCAAGACACAACUCUAUCAUUUCACCGCCAUAGUUAUUGCCGGUAUGGGAUUCUUCACGGACGCAUACGAUCUAUUCUGCAUCUCUCUAGUGACCAAGCUUCUUGGGCGAAUAUACUACACCGACUUAGCCUCAGAAAAGCCAGGAAACUUGCCUCCCAACGUUGCAGCAGCCGUAAAUGGUGUUGCUUUUGUUGGAACCUUGACCGGCCAACUGUUCUUCGGGUGGCUAGGAGACAAGAUGGGGCGGAAGAAGGUGUAUGGACUAACCCUACUUGUGAUGGUUGUGUGUUCAGUGGCCUCAGGGUUGUCCUUUAGCUACGAUGCUAAGGCUGUCAUGGCCACUCUUUGCUUCUUCCGAUUCUGGCUCGGAUUUGGUAUUGGUGGAGACUACCCUCUCUCCGCCACCAUCAUGUCUGAGUAUGCUAACAAGAAGACCCGAGGCGCUUUUAUCGCCGCUGUUUUUGCCAUGCAAGGGUUUGGAAUUCUUGGGGGUGGGAUUGUUGCUUUGAUUGUCUCAACUGCAUUCAACGCAAAAUAUGAUGCUCCCUCGUACUUAGUCGACAGAGCUGGCUCAUUGGUUCAUCAGGCUGACUAUGUUUGGCGAAUCAUUCUCAUGUUUGGAGCUUUUCCAGCAGCAGUAACUUACUAUUGGCGUAUGAAAAUGCCUGAAACUGCUCGUUACACAGCAUUGGUUGCCAAAGAUGCUAAGCAAGCUGCUUCUGACAUGUCCAAGGUUCUACAAGUCGAGCUCGAAGCUGAUGUUGAAAAGGUAGAAAGACUAUCUCAAAGUAAAAAUUCAUUUGGGCUUUUCUCUAAGCAAUUCGCCAAACGACACGGUCUCCAUCUUGUCGGUACAACAACCACUUGGUUUUUAUUAGACAUUGCGUUUUAUAGCCAAAACCUUUUUCAAAAGGACAUUUUCAGUGCCAUUGGUUGGAUCCCUAAGGCCAACACAAUGAAUGCCAUUGAAGAAGUUUACAAAAUUGCUAGAGCUCAAACCCUAAUCGCCUUGUGUAGUACUGUCCCCGGUUAUUGGUUCACUGUUGCUUUUAUCGACCACAUGGGACGUUUUGCCAUUCAACUAAUGGGAUUCUUUUUCAUGACGGUGUUCAUGUUUGCCCUAGCUAUUCCUUACAAUCAUUGGACUCAAAAAGAUAACCAUAUUGGGUUCGUGAUUAUGUACUCAUUGACUUUCUUCUUUGCUAAUUUUGGACCAAAUGCGACGACAUUUGUUGUCCCUGCUGAGAUUUUCCCAGCCCGGCUAAGAUCCACGUGUCAUGGAAUAUCAGCCGCGGCUGGGAAAGCCGGAGCAAUGGUGGGAGCUUUCGGGUUCUUGUAUUCCGCUCAAAGUAAGGAUCCAACGAAAACUGAAGCUGGUUACCCACCAGGUAUUGGAGUGAAAAACUCUUUGAUAAUGCUUGGUGUUAUCAACUUUCUUGGAAUGGCAUUUACAUUUUUAGUACCAGAGUCAAAGGGAAUAUCACUUGAAGAGUUGACUGGUGAGAAUGAUGGAGAUGCUGAGCCAACUCCUCCAAUUGCUAACUAGAAACAUUAAUUAUUGUUAUUGUUUGAAUAUGUGAUUGUGAAAUUAUUUCCAAGUUGAAUUUUUUAUGUUUUGCCUUUUCAUUUUUAUUUUUUAUUUUGUUGGUUACUUGUAAUGGAAUAAUAAUAACUAUUAUUGUAUAUGUAUGUGUACUCUUGCAAAUCUUUUGCAAAAGCACAUGUAUAUAUUUUAGUUUGAUUGAAAUUUUUGUUUUUUUAUCUAUUAAUGUAAAUUGAUAUUUAUUUGUAAUGAUGUAAAAUUCAUGUGUUUGAAUAAGUUCUGUAUGUAACUUUCUUUUUUUGGUUUAAUAUAGAGCUUCAAAAGUCCAAAAAUAGCUUUUAAAAGCCCAACCAAUAAAAAUCGAUCUAAAUCAUAACCCUAAAAGUCGGUUUUGUAGAAAAAUAAUGGGAUUUUUAUUUUUAUAGUUUUUAAAGAAUAAGUUUACAAAAAUAUAAUUUUUUUUUUAAAAAAAUGUUAUUUUAUGGGAAAUUUAAAAAAUAAAAAAUAAAUAAAUAACAUAGGUACUUGGUUACUCUUUUAUGUUAAUUGGUUACCCUAUGGUUUCUUAAAGCUACUUGGUUACCUUUAUCUUAUUUUUCUAUAUUUUUUAACUUUCUUUUUAAUUUUCUCAUAAAAUAAUCUUUUUGAUAAAAAGGGCUAUA
Cannabis sativa is the source of this 2477-nucleotide messenger RNA. RefSeq names its product inorganic phosphate transporter 1-4-like. Gene Ontology annotation, cellular component: membrane. The record is from RefSeq and is a predicted model, not a curated record. Lineage: Eukaryota; Viridiplantae; Streptophyta; Magnoliopsida; Rosales; Cannabaceae. The transcript is spliced from 3 exons. Gene Ontology annotation, molecular function: phosphate transmembrane transporter activity. Gene Ontology annotation, biological process: phosphate ion transport; transmembrane transport. Bases 229 to 1818 code for a protein of 529 amino acids.